Aureobasidium pullulans EXF-150 is the source of this 3842-nucleotide messenger RNA. Its product is annotated as ARM repeat-containing protein. Gene Ontology annotation, molecular function: mRNA binding. The transcript is spliced from 2 exons. NCBI's taxonomy places the organism in Eukaryota, Fungi, Ascomycota, Dothideomycetes, Dothideales, Saccotheciaceae. Gene Ontology annotation, biological process: spliceosomal complex assembly. The coding region runs from base 102 to 3644 and encodes 1180 amino acids. Gene Ontology annotation, cellular component: catalytic step 2 spliceosome; U2 snRNP; U2-type prespliceosome. The record is from RefSeq and is a predicted model, not a curated record.
CUACCACUCUCAUCAACGAUUAAUCGCUGCGCGCAAACUUGUCAUCGUUUGCACAAACUGUAUUUUAAUGACCCCUUGAAUGCCGAACUAGCGACAUCACCAUGUCUGACGCUGAAAUCCGCCGACUGCAGCAGGAGCGCGCCUCCACCAGAGCCAAUCCGACCAAGCAAUCGCUCACCGACAAUGCCGAUACUGACCUCUACGGAAGUGGCACUGUCGACAAAUAUGCCGGAUACAACACGUCGAUCGCCGUCAAUGAGGACGACGACAUGGAAGAUGCAGAUGGCGAAGACCAGAGCAGAAGACUGGUCGGCCAGUACACCGCCACCACCGAACAGAUGAAUGAGUACGCCAACGGAGAGGCCGACAUCCUGGUCGACCGCGAGAAGCAGGCCCAAAUCGCCAGUCGCGAAUCAGACUACCAGAAGCGUCGCUUCAACCGCCAACUCAGCCCCGAUGGCCAGAGCUACAAGGAGACCAUGCGAUUACGCGAGCUGGAGCGCGAGGAAGAGCGGGUACAAAAACUUGUAGAGGAGAAGCAGGCCAAGGGAGAGGAUGUCAUGGACGAUGUGGUUGAGCAUAAGCCAACCCUGAAGGCCGAUGAGGAAUCAACCGAAGUUUCUGCUCCUCGCAAGCGCAAGCAACGAUGGGACAGCUCGUCAGAAGAUGCCGCUGCAAAGGACGCCGUCGUUAAGGCCGAGGACGCUCCCGAAAGCAAGCGCUCAAGAUGGGACUCUACUCCUGCACCAGCAGCUUCGGCCGAGCCGAGAAAGCGUUCACGUUUCGACAUGGCUCCUUCUCUCACAGCUGCGACUCCUGUUGGUGGAAAUGCAGGUCUUGCCACUCCCAUGCAUCCCUCCCAGACACCCGCCGCUGGAGCUGGAUACGGCACCGACAUCUCUGGCAGAAAUGCCCCCCUCUCUGAUGAGGAGCUCGACAUGAUGCUCCCUGGCGAAAAAGAAGGUUACCGCGUUUUGGCAUUCCCUCCAGGAUAUGAGCCUACCCGAGUACCGGCACACAGAGUUCCCAGCACUCCCGCUUCGCUACAAGGAGGUUUCAUGAUGCAACAGCCCGUCGACCCUCGAUCACUUGGCAAGGACCUGCCAAACGAGUUGCCUGGAGUCGGUGAACUUCGCCUCAAGCCAGAGGAUAUGACUUACUUCGGAAAGCUUGUUGACGGUGCUGAUGAGAACGAGAUGAGCGUCGAUGAGCUCAAGGAGCGCAAGAUUAUGCGUUUGCUUAUCAAGGUCAAGAACGGAACUCCACCCAUGCGUAAAACUGCGCUACGUCAACUCACUGACAAUGCUCGUUCGUUCGGUGCCGGUCCGCUCUUUGAUCAGAUCCUUCCUUUGCUCAUGGAAAAGACACUCGAAGACCAAGAACGUCAUUUGCUUGUCAAGGUUAUUGACCGUAUUCUUUACAAGCUCGAUGACUUGGUCAGACCUUACACCCACAAGAUUCUGGUUGUUAUCGAACCAUUGCUGAUUGAUCAAGAUUACUACGCUCGUGUUGAAGGUCGCGAAAUUAUCUCCAACCUUGCCAAAGCUGCUGGUCUCGCACAUAUGAUUUCUACUAUGCGUCCUGACAUUGAUCAUGCGGACGAAUACGUUAGAAAUACCACUGCUCGUGCUUUCGCCGUUGUGGCUAGCGCUCUCGGUAUCCCUGCACUCCUCCCAUUCUUGCGCGCUGUGUGCAAGAGUAAGAAGUCAUGGCAAGCAAGACAUACUGGUGUUAAGAUUGUGCAACAGAUUCCUAUUCUCAUGGGCUGCGCUGUUCUGCCCCACCUGAAGGGUCUUGUUGACUGCAUAGGAGACAACUUGAACGACGAACAGACUAAGGUCCGUACCGUUACUGCACUGGCUAUUGCUGCUCUUGCCGAGGCUGCCAACCCUUACGGUAUCGAGAGUUUCGAUGACAUCCUCAACCCUCUCUGGACCGGAGCUCGCAAGCAGCGUGGUAAGGGUCUUGCAGGUUUCCUCAAGGCUGUUGGCUACGUUGUUCCUCUGAUGGACGAAGAGUUUGCCAACUACUACGUCAGUCAAAUCAUGGAGAUUCUGCUUCGUGAAUUCUCGUCACCCGAUGAGGAGAUGAAGAAGGUUGUUCUGAAGGUGUUGUCACAAUGUGCCAACACCAACGGUGUCACUGCCGCUUACUUGAAGGAGACUGUGCUUGAUGACUUUUUCAAGAGCUUCUGGGUACGAAGGAUGGCACUGGACAGACGCAACUAUGUCCAGGUUGUCGAGACCACGGGAGACCUCGGUCGAAAAGUCGGCUGUGGUGAGAUUGUGGAGAGAGUCGUUGAUAACCUGAAGGAUGAAAGCGAAGCCUACCGAAAGAUGACCAUGGAGACUAUUGAAAAGUCCAUUGCCAGCUUGGGUGCCGCAGACAUCAACGAACGACUUGAGGAGCGCUUGGUCGACGGUAUUCUGACCGCCUUCCAAGAGCAAACAGUGGAAGACAUCACUAUCUUGAACGGAUUCGGUACCGUGGUCAACGCGCUCGACACCCGAUGCACACCAUAUCUGCCUCAAAUCGCCAGUACAAUUCUCUUCCGUCUUAGCCACAAGUCAGCCACUGUCAGACAACAAGCUGCAGACUUGGUAUCACGAAUCGCCAUUGUCAUGAAGCACUGUGGACAGGAAAACUUGUUGGGUACGAUCAGCAUCAACUUGUACGAGAACUUGGGUGAAGAAUAUCCCGAAGUUCUUGGUUCAGUGCUUGGUGCGUUGCGCUCGAUCGUUACUGUCAUAGGAAUCAACCAAGUGCAACCACCCAUCAAGGAUCUGCUGCCACGCCUUACCCCCAUUCUUCGUAACCGUCACGAAAAGGUCCAAGAAAACACCAUUGACCUGGUUGGUCGUAUUGCAGACCGUGGUCCGGAAAGUGUCAACCCUCGCGAAUGGAUGCGUAUCUGCUUCGAACUUCUCGACAUGCUGAAGGCACACAAGAAGGGUAUCAGACGAGCAGCCAACAACACAUUCGGCUUCAUUGCCAAGGCCAUCGGUCCCCAAGACGUUCUGGCAACUCUGUUGAACAACUUGCGUGUGCAGGAACGUCAAUCUCGUGUUUGUACCGCCGUUGCUAUUGGCAUCGUUGCGGAAACUUGCGCGCCUUUCACCGUCCUGCCAGCUUUGAUGAAUGAGUACCGUGUUCCUGAACUCAAUGUUCAGAACGGUGUGCUGAAAUCGCUGUCCUUCCUCUUUGAGUACAUUGGCGAGAUGGCCAAGGAUUACGUCUAUGCUGUGACACCACUUCUCGAAGACGCUCUCAUCGAUCGUGAUCAAGUGCAUCGUCAAACCGCAGCUUCGGUUGUCAAGCACGUUGCUCUCGGUGUUGUUGGCCUCGGCUGUGAAGACGCCAUGCUCCAUUUGCUCAACCUGCUCUUCCCCAACAUCUUCGAGACAUCACCUCACGUCAUUGACCGCAUGGUUGAGGCAAUUGAUGCCGUACGUGUCGCUGUCGGUACCGGUGUUGUGAUGAACUAUGUUUGGGCCGGUCUCUUCCACCCUGCAAGAAAAGUCAGAACUCCUUACUGGCGACUCUACAAUGAUGCUUAUGUCCACGCCGCUGAUGCUAUGGUGCCUUACUACCCCAACCUCGAUGACGAGACCUGUGACAGGUUCGAGUUGAUGGCUAUCUUCUAGACACAACACUGGACACGAAAGUUCAAAGGGCAAAGAGAAGAUGGGCUGAUGUUCCUUUAAUAGUGGCGUUUAUAACUGGUCGCAAGGGAUAAGGUAGUCGCUAGGGGAGUAGUAUUGGUGUAGAGAUUAGUUUAGCCGGCACACGGCAAUUGUUUUUACGAAUAUCAAGCAUAAAUACUUCAUGAUUAUUCUCAACCA